AGAUGUUGGAGAUGCUGAAGAAACUAUGGAAUUUGAAGCAGAAGAAGAUGAAAGUGAUGUGACUCCCAAUUCACAUGCCACACAUGCAGCAACUUCGACUUGUGAAUCACAUCCUCCAAAUAAGAAAAAGAAAAAGGAUCCACUAGCACAAGCAAUUGGUGAUGUGGCCAACACCUUGAAAGAGUUUGUGGCAGCUCAAGUCUCCCCACAACUCAAAGGAGAGGAUGUACAUGAAGUGGUUUCUAAAGUAGCAAACCUCAGCAAAUUGCAAGUCUUCAAAGCUGUACGCAUAUUGAUGAGUGGUAACCCCGAAGAAUUUUCUCUACUGAAGUCUCUUAAUGAUGCUGAAAAGAGUGAGUGGAUAAGAAUGCUCAUAUGGCAAUCUGAAGGGCGACCAAGAAAUUGAGGGUGGAGCAUGACAAUUUGGAGUUUCAUGGGAUGGAACUAUGGAGAUGAAAAAGUUAUUAUUAUUAUUGUUAUAUUUUUUUGAGAAUAUAAGAUGAAACACUUCGGAUGUGUAUA
This is a messenger RNA of Rosa chinensis, 522 nucleotides long. RefSeq lists its product as uncharacterized. The transcript is spliced from 2 exons. The coding region runs from base 26 to 406 and encodes 126 amino acids. The record is from RefSeq and is a predicted model, not a curated record. Lineage: Eukaryota; Viridiplantae; Streptophyta; Magnoliopsida; Rosales; Rosaceae.